Molecule: messenger RNA, 1023 nt
Organism: Pocillopora meandrina
Lineage: Eukaryota; Metazoa; Cnidaria; Anthozoa; Scleractinia; Pocilloporidae
Source: the annotation of a GenBank genome assembly
CUGGCAAAUGGUAAAAAUAAAACUAACCUCCUAAGCUUCCUUGUACGGGAGCGGUCAGAAAAUGCCGUGUACGCACAGAAAAUUAAAGACUGCACCUUCUUUGUCACUCACGGAGACAACUGCACCAAACUUGUCGUCCCAAAUGGUUCAACUAUUGCAAGCGACGUGCCCGAACUUUGCACCAAUCAAGAGGAAGCUGACACUAGAAUGUUCCUCCACGCAGAACAUGCAUCUCAAAAUGGACACCAGCGCAUUGCCAUUAAGUCCUCUGACACAGAUGUAGAAGUACUAGCCUGCUAUUACCAAGCCGUCAUUUCUGCUGACAUAAUUCUGAUCAGUGGUACUAGUAGAAGAUCUCGCAUUGUUAGCAUUCGACGGGUAUGUGAAAGACUUGGCCGAGAAAUAUGCGAAAUACUUCCAAGUCUCCAUGCCAUAACUGGUUGCGAUAGUGUGAGCGCUUUUUCAACAAAAGGGAAGAAGAAGGCUCUUGAUGUUGUACAGAUGAAUUCAGCUUUGAGGCAAACUCUUGGCAGUCUUGGUGAGAGAGUUCCUGCUAGACAAGAUGACUUAAACAAGCUAGAACGGUUUGUCUGUGCCUUAUACAACGACCACCUAUGCCAAAGUGUAAACGAACUCAGGUACAAGUUGUUCUGCAAGAGCAAAAGCCUGCAGUCACAUCAACUUCCCCCUACGAAAGAAGCUCUUGAAAACCAUCUCAUGCGUGCUAACUACCAGUCAUUCAUCUGGAAGCAUGCCCUACAAACAGAAGUGAACCAGUCUCCUGAUGGCAGGGUUGGCAACAGAAGAAUGGCCAAUUGGAAAUCUACUGGACUAACCAGGCACCUGCCCCUCAAGCGGUCAUGGAACUUAUUUGCUGCCGCUGCAAAGGAUCGUGCCAAACACGACGCUGUUCUUGUGUCAGCAAUGGCCUUCCCUGCACGGAGGCAUGCACAUGCCAAGAUAACUGCCUUAACUGUAUUAGCAAGGAAGAUAGCGAAGAUGAUGAUAGCGAUGAUGAUACCG